Molecule: messenger RNA, 1143 nt
Organism: Saxophila tyrrhenica
Lineage: Eukaryota; Fungi; Ascomycota; Dothideomycetes; Mycosphaerellales; Extremaceae
Gene: PCL1
Product: PHO85 cyclin-1
Exons: 1
Coding region: 1-1143 (380 amino acids)
Biological process (GO): regulation of cyclin-dependent protein serine/threonine kinase activity
Cellular component (GO): nucleus; cyclin-dependent protein kinase holoenzyme complex
Molecular function (GO): protein kinase binding; cyclin-dependent protein serine/threonine kinase regulator activity
Source: RefSeq, a predicted model, not a curated record
AUGGCCUACUGCAAUCCACCAACCCCGGCGCAGAACGCAGCUGCUCUGGACCAUUUCAUCUACCUCCCGGUUUCCCAGGAUAUGGUUUCCUACCUCGCGCACAUGGCUUCGCAGGUGAUCCGCUGCGAGAACCAGGUUGUGCUCGACAAGACCCUCCCGCCAACACCACCAACCACGCCGCCUCACAUGUCUGGAUAUGGCGAGCCACAGCUUCCCUCGCUGGAGCUCUUCAUCAACACGCUCGUUGAGAGAUCUCACGUCCAGGUGCCUACUCUUAUGACCUCGUUGGUCUACCUGAGCAGGCUGCAGCAGCGGUUGCCUCCAGUUGCCAAAGGCAUGAAGUGCACAGCGCACCGCAUCUUCCUUGCCUCGCUUAUCCUGGCGGCCAAGAACCUCAAUGACUCUUCACCCAAGAACAAGCACUGGGCACGGUACACUGCUGUUCGAGGGUUUGACAGCUUCGGCUUCAGCCUCACGGAGGUCAACCUCAUGGAGAAGCAGCUGCUUGGGCUCCUCGACUGGGAUUUGAGGGUCACCGAGGACGACCUGUACUACCACCUGGAACCCUUCCUUGCCACAAUCAGAGAAUGGCAAGCUCGGCAAGCCGAGAAGGAGAGGGUCCGGCAGGAGAUGAUGAUGCUCGAGCAGAGGAGACAUGAUAUGCUUGCCGAGCAGCAACGGCGAUCGGCCAUGGAUGCUGCGAGAUACUACGAAUCAUCGCAGUCGUACGUUAACCAGUACGCCUCGCGGUCAGCCUACUACGCUGCCUCGUCGAACGGUUCAUCGCGUGCUCCAUCGCGGACGCCAUCGCUCUCGCCACCAACCCGCAGCCAGUCAUCUGCCUCUUACUCGUCUGCCGACUCCUACACCACGACCUCCUCGCCAGCCAGCGUCAACUCACCUUACGCAAUCCCAGUCGCCGAGGACCUUCCCGUCCAGAUCCAGCAGUACGACAGCCACCAGGUCCCAUCCCUCAUCACCAUCCAACCUCCCGUCCAAAAGCGACCCUCCAUGGCCGUCCUCCAGAGCCAAACCCACGCCCUGCCGCUCGACCAAACCGACCCUCACCCCGCGAAGAAGAUGAAGACCAGCAGCUUCCUCAGCAAAUUCCUGCCCACCACGCUCACCCGACCUGGGUACUAA